AUGUCCAACGUUAGUUUACAGAUCAGACAAGCAGUUCCAGCUAUUGAUUCAGUAGUAGCUGACUAUGCUGUUGGAUACAUUCAACAUGUGUCUGAUGCGACUGAAGAUAGUGUUCGUGCUCAACGGAUCAAUAUUUCUGAUGAAAUGGCCUUUUUGAACAGUUUGUUGAUAUCAGCAGGUGGUCCAUCUGAUAAAGUUAAAAGCUUGACUGACUCCAUUACUCAACAGUUGAGUGAAAAAUUGAAAAAGAAUAUGGAGAAAUUGGCCAUUACUGGGGAUACUUCAAAACGUUUACUCGAUAUCAAUGUAUUGCAAAAUAAUACCAAAAGAGACAUCAACUCGUCUUUGGCAUUGUUGUCUGCCAGUAAUGAUAUUGAGCAUACUGGUAGAGUCAUGGAAACCAGAGUUGACAAGAAAAAAUUGGAGAAACAAGAGAGGAAAAUCGCUAAAAAAGUUGCCAAACGUAACAACAAAUUUGUCAAGUAUGAAGCUUCCAAAUUGUUGAAUGAAAAACAAGAACAAGAUUAUGAUUCAUUCUUUCUUGAAAUCAAUCCUCUUGAUUUUGGAUCUAGCGCUGGUAAAUCCAAAGAUAUCAAGAUUGACAAUAUUGACUUGUAUGUGGGAGAUGGUCAAAGAAUCUUGAGUGAGGCUUCAUUGACUUUGGCUUAUGGUAGAAGAUAUGGUUUAGUUGGUCAAAAUGGUAUUGGUAAAUCCACUUUGUUGAGAGCAUUGUCUAGAAGAGAAUUGAAUGUCCCUAAACACAUCACCAUUUUGCAUGUUGAACAAGAAAUUAGAGGUGAUGAUACCCCUGCAUUACAAAGUGUUUUGGAUGCUGAUGUGUGGAGAAAAAGUUUGUUGCAAGAAGAACUGAAGAUCAAUGAACGAAUAACUGAAAUUGAAAACUUGAGAAAAGAGUUUGAUGAAGAGUCAUUGGAAGUAAAGAAGCUUGAUAAUGAACGUGACGACUUGGAAAAUCAUUUACAAGAAAUUAGUGAGAAAUUGAAUGAAAUGGAAUCGGACAAAGCUGAAAGUAAAGCAGCUGCCAUUCUAUAUGGGUUGGGGUUCACAAAGGAAACACAAAAUUUACCAACAAAGCAAUUUUCUGGUGGUUGGAGAAUGAGAUUGUCAUUAGCAAGAGCAUUGUUUUGUCAACCUGAUUUAUUAUUGUUGGAUGAGCCUUCCAAUAUGUUGGAUGUUCCAUCCAUUACCUUUUUGGCAAACUAUUUACAAACUUAUAAAUCAACUGUGCUCGUUGUCUCACACGAUCGUGCAUUCCUAAACGAAGUGGCUACCGAUAUUAUCCAUCAACAUUCAGAAAGAUUGGAUUAUUACAGAGGUGCCAAUUUCGAUUCGUUUUAUGCUACAAGAGAAGAAAGAAUCAAGAAUCAACGUCGUGAAUAUGAAAGUCAAAUGGCUUAUAGACAACAUUUACAAGAGUUUAUUGACAAGUUUAGAUACAAUGCUGCUAAAUCACAAGAAGCGCAAUCACGUAUCAAGAAAUUGGAAAAAUUGCCUGUAUUAGAACCCCCUGAAGACGAUAAAGUUGUUACGUUUAAAUUUGCUGAACCUGAUAGUAUUUCACCACCAAUCUUGCAAAUGCAAGAUGUUAGUUUUGGGUAUGAUCCAAACAAGUUACUUUUCAAAAAUGUCAAUUUGGAUGUGCAAAUGGAUUCAAGAAUUGCAUUUUGUGGUGGUAAUGGUACUGGUAAAACUACUCUUUUGAAACUAAUUAUGGAACAAAUCACUCCCUUGGAAGGAUAUAUCAACAAGAAUGGACGGUUAAGAAUUGGAUAUUUUGCUCAACAUCAUGUUGAUGCCAUGGAUUUGUCACUUUCGGCAGUUUCUUGGAUGAGCCAAACUUUUCCUGGGAAAACUGAUGAGGAAUACAGGCGUCAUUUAGGUUCAUUUGGUAUUACUGGUCCCUUGGGUUUACAAAAGAUGCAAUUAUUAUCAGGAGGUCAAAAAUCGAGAGUGGCAUUUGCAGCAUUGUGUUUGAAUCAGCCCCACAUUUUAAUCCUAGAUGAACCUUCUAACCAUCUUGAUACCCAAGGUUUGGAUGCGUUAGCUGAAGCAAUGAGAAAUUUUAAAGGUGGUAUAUUGAUGGUUUCUCAUGAUGUUGCAAUUAUUGAUAAAGUUUGUAAUGAGAUUUGGGUGGCUGAAAAUGAUACCAUUUCGAAAUUCCCUGGUAAUAUUCAUGAUUAUAAAAAGCAUAUUCUUGAAUCAGCCAAUAUUGCAGGUGUUGUAAAGAGACAUUAA
Molecule: messenger RNA, 2256 nt
Organism: Lodderomyces parapsilosis
Lineage: Eukaryota; Fungi; Ascomycota; Pichiomycetes; Serinales; Debaryomycetaceae
Gene: GCN20
Product: putative AAA family ATPase
Exons: 1
Coding region: 1-2256 (751 amino acids)
Molecular function (GO): ATP hydrolysis activity; ATP binding
Source: RefSeq, a predicted model, not a curated record